GAGAGAGAGAGAAGAGAGAGUCAGAGAGAGAAGAGGUGGGGGGUAGGGGGGGGGGAGUGAUCUGGCGUUGAAGGACCGGUCUGCGAAUGCGAGUCCAGCGCAAAUCAAAGCGAUCGAACUAAAAAAAAAUCAGCGGCCUCAUCCAGGGAAAGGCUGCGAAGCCGGUUAGAGAGGCAGGCAACCAGGAGGAAGCGGCGCCCGCGCGGAUGGCGAUGCAGCUAAGAUAAUGGCUGGGGAGUCGCACGGUGCAAAUCGGGAGAGCUGAACGGCAGCCCCCCUCUGUCCACCAUGAGCGUGGCUCUGCAGGACCUGAAGAUCAACAUGUCAAACUACAAGCGGGCAACAUUUGAGGACGAUGAUGCCACCGAAAUUCCAGCAGACGGGGCAGCAUCUCCAGACUGUAUGGAGGUUGGUUUCAAUAAAGGAGGGAUACAUUUUCUGGGACCUGUGGGUCGGAGGACUCAGCUGGAGAUGUUGCUGUCAGGCAUGCUUCUUUUCACAGUUUUGGUCUUGCUUGGCUGUGUGAUAUCACUGGGAAUCAGUUACAGCAGAGAUCCUGCCCAUUCCCUGUGCCUGACUGAAGCCUGCAUCACUGUGUCCAGCAAAAUCAUUGAGGCUCUGGACCGCAGUGUGAAUCCCUGUGAGGAUUUCUACCAGUAUGCCUGUGGAGGAUGGAUGAGGAAAAACCCACUUCCUGAUGGACGUUCUCGAUGGAGUACCUUCAACAGUAUCUGGGACCAAAAUCAGGCCAUUCUUAAACACCUGCUUGAGAACACCACAUUCAACUCCAGCAGUGAAGCAGAGAGGAAGGCACAGCGGUACUACCUGUCCUGUCUGAAUGAAGUCAAGAUAGAGGAACUGGGAGCCCAGCCCCUGAUCGACCUCAUCAAUAGGAUAGGUGGCUGGAACAUCAGUGGACCCUGGGAUAAAGAGAAAGAUACCUUUAUGGAGGUCCUGAAGACCGUCUCGGGACCUUACAGGGCCUCCCCUUUCUUCACCAUCUAUGUGAGCGUGGAUCCAAAGAACUCUAAUAGUAAUGUCAUCCAGGUUGAUCAAUCCGGAUUGUUCCUUCCUUCUAGGGAUUAUUACCUCAACAAGACAGCCAAUGAAAAGGUCCUGACUGCAUACCUUGACUACAUGGUGGAAUUGGGUACUCUUCUGGGAGGAGACCGUAACAGUACUCGCUGGCAGAUGCAGCAGAUCCUGGAUUUUGAGACAACAUUGGCCAACAUCACUGUGCCUCAGGAUGAGCGUCGAGAUGAGGAGAAGAUCUACCAUAAGAUUACCAUCGCAGAGUUACAGAUGCUUGCCCCCUCCGUGGAAUGGCUGGACUACCUGUCUUCUGCACUCUCCCCACUGGAUCUAAAUGAUACAGAGCUUGUGGUUGUCUAUGCCAAGGAGUACCUCCAGCAGGUUUCCGAGUUAAUUAACAAAACGGACAAAAGUCUGUUAAAUAACUACAUUAUAUGGAACCUGGUACAGAAGACUGCUUCCAGUCUGGACCAGCGUUUUGAGAAUGCUCAGGAUAAGCUUCUCGAGUGUCUCUAUGGCACCAAGAAGUCUUGCAUGCCCCGUUGGCAGACCUGCAUUGGGAACACGGAUGACACAUUAGGCUUUGCCCUGGGUGCUCUGUUUGUUAAAGCCACAUUUGAUAAACAUAGCAAGGAGAUUGCAGAAGAAAUGAUCAAUGAAAUUAGGACGGCCUUCAAAGAAGGACUGGAUGAGCUCCGCUGGAUGGACAACCGGACUCGACUUGCUGCAAAGGAGAAAGCAGAUGCAAUCUAUGACAUGAUAGGAUUUCCGGAUUUCAUCCUAGACACUAAGGAACUAGAUGAUGUCUAUGAUGGGUAUGAAGUCUCUGAAGAUAACUUCUUCCAGAAUACACUCAAUUUCUACAACUUUUCAGCCAAAGUGAUGGCAGAUCAACUGCGCAAACCUCCUAACAAAGACCAGUGGAGCAUGACGCCGCCAACAGUCAAUGCUUACUACAUGCCCACCAAGAAUGGCAUUGUAUUUCCAGCAGGCAUCCUACAAGCUCCAUUCUAUGCCCGUGAUCACCCAAAGGCCCUCAACUUUGGUGGCAUAGGAGUUGUGAUGGGACAUGAGCUAACUCAUGCCUUUGAUGACCAAGGACGUGAGUAUGACAAAGAUGGCAACCUUCGACCCUGGUGGCACAAUUCCUCUGUGGAAGCCUUCAAGAACCGCACAGAGUGCAUGGUAGAGCAGUACGGUCAAUACACCAUCAAUGGAGAGCACAUUAAUGGCAAGCAGACCCUUGGGGAGAACAUUGCAGACAAUGGGGGGCUUAAAGCUGCCUAUCAUGCAUAUAAGAAAUGGCUCAAGAACAAUAGGGAGGAAAAGCAUCUGCCAGCUGUAGGGUUAACCAAUGACCAGCUCUUCUUUGUGGGCUUUGCACAGGUCUGGUGCUCCGUAUGGACUCCUGAAAGUGCCCAUGAAGGGCUGAUGACAGAUCCACACAGCCCACCCAAAUACCGGGUUAUCGGAACCCUUUCUAACUCCAAAGACUUUGCUGAGCACUUUGGCUGCACACUGGGCUCGCCAAUGAAUCCUGGGAAACGCUGCGAGGUUUGGUAGAGAAGCUGGACUUUGCUGGAUAUGGGUUAGGGUGAAAGAAGAUAAGAGGUACUUUUGGUAUAGGGUCCUUUUUUUAUCUCCUCUCACUCCCUCCAGCUUGGAUUGGAUCUUUCAAUGGAACAUUACUGUGAGGGCAGGUGGUUCUCUUUUGUUCUAAUCUGCCCCUAUUGGGUAUUGUUUGCUUGCACCUCCCCUUGCCCCUGUUUUGGCCUUUUAUUUUGUCUGUUCUUGUGUCUAAGUGAUGCAACAGCAAAUGUCUUUAUUUUUGCUGCUUGGGGUGCAGUCCAGGAGCAUGUAGCUCUUGGUUUCCACCUCACUCUACUUCUCAUGGUAACAGGUGCUGCCUGGGAGGUUCUGGUUCAAGUAAAUAAGAGUAUUGUUCGGUUUUUUUUUUUGUUUUUUUUUUAAUAAUUUUUUUUGCACCUUUUGCUAAGGGUCUCGUCAUUUCAGAUUUUUUUUUUGUCUUUAAGGCAGCCAAUGGUGUGCCUUCUAAGUGCCUGGGUGAAACUUUAUUCUCCCGGAUUCUAGGUGCAACUGCCAAAUCUGCUUUGUUCUGCUCCAUCGAUGAUCUUGCUGUCCUCUGUUUCGGUGGCAGGAGCUGCCUGCCUAUCAAAUGGCUUCAGGGCCGGGCAGGGUGUCAGAUGUAGGAGGGCUCACUGUGACUGAUUUCAGGCAGUAGAUGGUACUGUUGCUGAUUGGCGAAGGACAAGGUGAACUGUGCUUAUCUAAAGAAGGGAAAGUGGGAAGCUUAAUACAGAUAACUUCAUUUUUGAGUGGAAAGUGUGGAGCUCUGACAGCAACGUGCAUCAUAUCUAGAACAUCUUUAAAGUGCAUCUCUCUCUGCAGCUAGGUUGGAAACCCCUCCCCAUACUGAAAGCCGUGGGGACUCCUCCACCCAUAGGCCUAUUCAAUUUUUGAUUAUUUUGGGGGGUGGGUAGUAUCCUUCCCAUAUCUAUUAGAAAGACCCUGCCUAACCUUUGUCUCAGGUAAUGACUAUUAUUGAGGCUCAGUCUAGCUAACUUGAUUGGGUAUUGAAGAAGAGAGCUGCUCGGUUCAGUGCUUUGUCCAUCAUGCAUAGGAAGGAGCUAGGCUGGUCACUUAUGGAGCAGUAGGAAUGUGGCCAUCUCAAAGUUCUGUCUCUCUGUGCUCUUUUACCCAGAUGGGCUAUUCCCCUGAAGGUUAGAAGAAGACAAGGAAACUCCAUCAGUUUAGCUUCAUCUUAAUCUGACCACUAAUCAGGAAAUCAUACCUCCAUCUCCUUAAGUUUUACCUACUGAACCAGAAUAUAAAGUAGCAAACCAUUGGAACUGACACUAAUGUGUGUCUGUCCCCGUGAACAUAUAACAGACUCCAUAACACUUUGCUUAAGCUGGAGUGAUGCUCCCUUGAAUCUGGUUCAUUCUGUGUGUUCCUUCCCCUCCUGUUAGGCUUAGUUCCUUUAAGGGGUGAUAAAGCCUUCCCCCUAGAUGAUAUUACUAACAGGGUGAACAUUGGACUAGCUAACUCCUACUUGAUGGUGUGUAGUUGACCAUUGGCCAUGCUGAAUGUUAGUAUGCAUGGAUACGACAGCCUCCAUUAAUGCACUGCUACUGUAAACCUCCUGUGUUCCCAUCUAGUUUUUAAUGAGUUUUUUCCUGUUGAUCUGUUUUAUUUACCUACCACUUUUAGGUUAGGUGUGUAGAUUGGGUAAUACCUUCCUAGGGGUCUGUAUCACUAGAUCCCUGUCCCAAUCCAGCAUUCUAAUAAGCUGGUGGUAGAACAGAGCCUACCUGGGCUCUAGCAUUAUUUUGCUGUGUCCCAAUUCAUUUACUGCUGGGGACAUAUACUUUUAGUUAUGCUGUGUGUCCUUAAAUCCUAUUAUGUUGGAUUUAUAAUCCAAUGGGGUAGUGGAAGGAACUCUGCUUUUAAGAUCAACAUCUCUGAUUGAAUGCACAGCACAAUUCUAUAAAGAAAAACUAAUAUUUUCUGGAGAGUGACCACCUCUAUCCUAACAGCAAUGACCGCUGAUAGUCAAGGUGAGUUCUAGCAGUUGGCUGCAAGUAGAGAUGCACUUGCUCUGGAUUCGCUUGCAAUUUCUGUGGCUUCACAAAUAAGUUUGCUUUCAGUCAUCAUGUACCAACCACCUUUUAUUUAAGAAAUUAAACAACUGGAAUCAG
Messenger RNA from Erpetoichthys calabaricus (reedfish), 4751 nucleotides. It is a transcript of the gene ece2b, whose product is annotated as endothelin converting enzyme 2b. Bases 289 to 2595 code for a protein of 768 amino acids. Gene Ontology annotation, molecular function: metalloendopeptidase activity. Gene Ontology annotation, cellular component: plasma membrane. Gene Ontology annotation, biological process: protein processing. The record is from RefSeq and is a predicted model, not a curated record. The transcript has 19 exons. NCBI's taxonomy places the organism in Eukaryota, Metazoa, Chordata, Cladistia, Polypteriformes, Polypteridae.